This is a messenger RNA of Melospiza melodia melodia, 4663 nucleotides long. RefSeq names its product zinc finger and BTB domain containing 8A (gene ZBTB8A). The coding region runs from base 122 to 1576 and encodes 484 amino acids. Gene Ontology annotation, biological process: regulation of transcription by RNA polymerase II. The record is from RefSeq and is a predicted model, not a curated record. NCBI's taxonomy places the organism in Eukaryota, Metazoa, Chordata, Aves, Passeriformes, Passerellidae. Gene Ontology annotation, molecular function: DNA-binding transcription factor activity, RNA polymerase II-specific; RNA polymerase II cis-regulatory region sequence-specific DNA binding; protein binding. The transcript has 4 exons.
AACAGAGAAAAGAAGAUGUCACAUCUCCUUUGGAGGAUGCUGCAAGAGAAAGGAGAAGGAUUUGGGUCAUCGAGGCCCCUGCUAUAGAUAAAGAGCGACGUUUCAUUUCACCUUUUCUGGGAUGGAGAUUUCUUCUCAUCAGUUUCACCUCUUGCAGCAACUAAAUGAGCAGCGCAGGCAGGACUUGUUCUGUGACUGCAACAUCCUGGUGGAGGGCAAGGUCUUCAAAGCCCAUCGCAAUGUGCUGUUUGCCAGCAGUGGCUACUUCAAAAUGCUCCUUUCGCAGAGCUCGAAGGAGACCAGUCAGUCCACCACAGCCACUUUCCAGGCCUUUUCUCCUGACACCUUCACGGUUAUCCUGGAUUUUGUGUAUUCAGGCAAACUGUCGCUCACUGGUCAGAAUGUGAUCGAGGUCAUGUCAGCCGCCAGCUAUCUGCAGAUGACCGAUGUGAUCAGCGUGUGUAAAACCUUCAUCAAGUCCUCGCUGGACAUCAGCGAGAAGGAGAAGGAUCGCUACUUCAGCCUGUCAGACAAAGAUGUGAGCUCCAACGGCGUGGAGAGAUCCUGUGUGUACAGCGGAGGGUGGAGGGCAGAGAGCAGCCCCCCACAUCCCCACUCCAGCCCAGACCCUGGGACUUGCAUGAUGGGCGGCAACGCUUGGAGCAAUUUCAACUAUUACCCCAGCUCUCAGAGAAAUGCCCAGCAGCAGCAGCAGCAGCAGCUGUCCAAACAUGAGCAGCGGCAGGAUUCCAUCAAGAAAUCCCGGCACCUGGGGCUGCAGCAGCCCGCAGACAUCCCCCACUAUAAAUCAAGUAAGCUGGAGGACAGGGCUGCCGAGCCCGCCGGCCACGCCGCGCCGCCCGAGGAGCAGGUUCACAUUGACGCCGAGGUGGAAGCUCCUCACGUGGGUUACCAGUUCAGCCAGGGGGCUGAGGUGAUGCCCAGGGGCUUGGCUGUGUCCCAGCAGGAGCACGAAUCACCUCGCUCCUCCAGUAAAUCCAAGUCCUCCAAAGCUGAGGAGCAGUACGGGAGCAUGCCCUCCAUCCUGGGAGUCAUGGGCAACUGGGCUGAAGAUGACCUGGCCAGGAUGAGGUUCAAGUGUCCAUUCUGCAGCCACGUGGUGAAGAGAAAAGCUGACCUGAAGCGUCACCUCCGCUGCCACACGGGAGAGAGGCCGUACCCCUGCGAGGCCUGUGGCAAGAGAUUCAGCAGGCUGGAUCACCUCAGCAGCCAUUUCCGAACUAUCCACCAGGCGUGCAAGCCCAUCUGCAGGAAGUGCAAGCGGCACGUGACGGAGCUGACGGGCCAGGUGGUGCAGGAGGGCACGCGGCGCUACAGACUGUGCAACGAGUGCCUGGCAGAGGCUGGCAUCGACAGCAUCCGCAUUGACUUGGAGGCUGAGGCGCCCCUGGAGUUCCCCCAGGACGGGGACAAGGAUUCCAGGUGGCACUACGGAGAGGACAACAGGUCUGACGUGGAAAUCGUCGAGGACGGCUCCAACGACUUGGUCAUCCAGCAGGUGGAUGACAGCGAGGAUGAAGCGGAGGAGAAGGAAGUGAAACCAAACAUUAGGUAGUUGGAAGACAAGGAUUGGGAAUUUUGUGGAAGAGGGAGGAUGUACUGUGAGCAAAUGCCCUCUGCCAGCUGAUCCUACAGAGACACGUGGUUGAACAGGUCCAGACUUGCAUGUAUUUAUGGACACGUCAUUGAGGCCAUGCUGGUUUGUUAGCAGAACCCCCAUGUGUUGUUUGGUUAGAAAAUCCAUCCUGAAAUUAUGGCUAAACAAGGAAACUGCAUUAUUAUCUGGAUAACUUUUAUAGCAGAACCCCCUGUGUUUUUUGGUCAAAAUGAUCCAUCCUGAAAUUAUGGCUAAACAAGGAAACUGUAGUAUUACAUGGAUAAUUUUUAUAGCAGAACCCCCAUGUGUUGUUUGGUCAAAAAGAUCCAUCCUGAAAUUAUGGAGAAAUAAGGAAACUGCAUUAUUAUCUGGGUAAUUUUUAUAGCAGGCAAUGGGGCACAUCUCAAAGCCUCUUGCAAGGAGGUUUAAAUACUUUUUUAAAAGUCACAGAUUAUUGUAAAUUGCCCGUUUUUUACACUUGUAGAGAGGUGGGGUUUAUAUAAACAAAGUAUAAAACCCCCCAGACCAGACAACCUCUCUUGAGUGUUCAGAAGUGAAGAGAAUUAUCCAUCAAAUUUCAUUAAAUCUUCAUGUUAUAAUAAGGAAAACAGAAGCUAAUUAAGACAGAGCAUUUAAAUGUUUUGGCACUUUUGUCUGGAAAAGGAUUUCUGUAAAAUUUAUUAGGAUGAGAUGAAUCUUCAGUAGAUCAUAUGUUCAAGAUUUCUUUCUUUCAAAGAAAAUAAGCACAUAAAUGCUUAACAUAUCAAACUGAUUUAAAUUUGGAUCAUUAAUUGAUGGCAGUAGAUGUCUUUGUCUCAAAAUUAUCAUCUCAGACUGGGUUGGUUUAAUAAGGACUAUUAAAAUACUCUUUUUUUAUAUUUUGAAACCUCUCAAAAGUGCCCAGACAUGGUGGGAUUGUUGGGGUGCAGGGCCAGGAGCUGGAUUUGGGUGAUCCUUGUGGGUCCCCUCCAGCUCAGGACAUUGAAUUCUGUGCACCUUUCCCAAUUUGUACCAGUAAAACCAAGAUGUACUGGAAGUUCCAGACACCAUAUUUGUGUCAUUUCACCCACAGUUAGGCUACAGAGAUGGGUAAUGAUAAAGAAAUUUUAUUUCUCUAACAAAAUAAGCUUGGUUUUGCUGCUUGGGGGGUUUUUCUUACCCAGCACUGUCAGAGGAGAGGAGCAGGAGAUGCUCCUGGGGUCCCUUGCUCUGCAUUCCUUGGACACACCUGAGUGUUAUUGCAACUCUUGGGAUCAUGGAACUCAAUGGCUGUAGAUUUAGAAAAUUCUAUCUAUUUUCUUUCUUUUUUACAGCUUUGUAAGCAUGUUUGGCUGAACCCUGGGCUUUCUUACACAACAAUCCCACAUACAUAUAUAUAAAUAUAAAUAUAUAUGUAUAUGUACUAUAUAACCCUUCCCAGGGACAGCUAAAAAGUCACUAUUUUAUUUUUAGUUGUGUAAAAACUGUAUAACUUUUCUUGUAUCAUCAUGACCAGAGAGUGCAGAAUUUUCAUUCCAGGCUGCAGGUGACCAACAAAUGACAACUUGAGAACUUCAUGUUAAAUUCAGUGUAAGGAUUAUGCACCCUCCUCUUCAUGGGAAGCAUCCCAAGGACACAAGAAAUGGUGUUUUGCUGUUCCUACAAAAAUUAUAAUUUAUUGGCUUAGGUUUGGGGAGGGAGUAACUUAAAAAUCUUUGUGAUUACUCAGAUGAAAAGAUCUUAAACAAGACUUACACUUGAUUUUAUGGGACACUUGGUUAGCAGCCCAAAAAUGGACUUGAUGUGAAAACAGACAUUUAAUUUCUUGGAGCUUUUCAACUCCUAAAAUGCCUGUUAUGAAAUGGCUUAGAAAUAUUCCUGAGCAACCUGGACUAAAUCAAAUACACAGAACAAGAAAGAUUUCAAAGGAUAUGGAGUAACUUUGCUCAAAUUUCAUAGAUGUUUCCCUUUGCCUUUCCAUUAAACAGUUUGACAACAAAUCCCAGGUAUCAGUGCCUGCUGUCCCAGGGGGAAAACGUGGCUGGAAUUGGGCUGGCUUUGUUUGGGGAUGGAUAAAGGGGAGGGGAAAAUGAAAAUAAAGUGUUCUCUCCAGACCUGACAUCUUAACUGUCAACUGCAAAGGUCAGGCUAUUAAGUGUUUCUUAAUAGUGGGGGGUGUUUUUAGAAGCAAAGGGAUUUUUGGAUCAAUACUCAAUUUAAUUAGAGAUCAUAAAUCUAACAAUACUGAGGGGCAGAUGCUUCAGAACGAGAUCUGAAGUGGCUCUAAACGGGCAAAUGGAGCAAUCUAUCCACAGGAAGACUUUUACUUUGUAAACACAGAUUAAUUGUUGAUUUGCUGGGCAAAUAAGGCCUUUUUUUCUGGAUUUAUAUGUUGUUAUUCUCAUUAGUAGAACUAGGUAUCUGUAGUAAUUUUUAAAGUAUCAUAUUAAGCUUGGAGGUUUAGCUCAAGGCUGAUUCCCACAGUCAAUGAUGUUUUUCUGGUUUUUAAAAGUUACCAUUUUUACAUUUGUUGUCUUAAUUUUGGUCAUUGUUUCCUUCCUUUUGUAUUGCAAUUCAAGAUAAAUGUUAAGUGCCUUCUGUUUUCCACGUCCUUCAUUUUACACUCAUGUAUUUUCCUUGUCAUUUUUUUUCUCUAAAUGAAAGUAUUUUUCUUUUUGUCUCCUUCCAUUGCCUCUGAUUGUCUUCUUCAUAUUUCUGUGAGCAUCACUUGCCCCUCAUCAGCUCAAGGAACAUUUCAAGGAGGAAAGUAAAGACCAGACAGGGAUGUUCCCAUUUAAUUUAUUUAUUUCCUUGCGUUUCUUUCAUCUUUAUGUCUCUUAGGGACAGGGUUUAGUGCUGGAUUUGAUCUUAGGGGGUCUUUUCCAAGAAUUCUGUGAUUAUUUUUGCUUGGUUUGUGUUUAUUUUGUAUUCACAAAACCACAGUCAAGAGUGAAGACAAAGUUCAUCAUCCUCUGAUCAAUGUCUCUUAACUCUCCUUAUUUUCUGACAAUAUCUUCCCAUCCUUUCAAAGGCUGAAAUGCUGAAUUAAAAAAUUCCCUCUCUUCC